Messenger RNA from Aaosphaeria arxii CBS 175.79, 5395 nucleotides. RefSeq lists its product as uncharacterized. Gene Ontology annotation, molecular function: structural constituent of nuclear pore. The record is from RefSeq and is a predicted model, not a curated record. Gene Ontology annotation, cellular component: nuclear pore; nuclear pore inner ring. NCBI's taxonomy places the organism in Eukaryota, Fungi, Ascomycota, Dothideomycetes, Pleosporales. The transcript is spliced from 4 exons. The coding region runs from base 248 to 5263 and encodes 1671 amino acids. Gene Ontology annotation, biological process: nuclear pore organization.
CUGAAGUCGGAUUCCCCACGCGACGGACGAGGAUUAACCCAUAACCUUGGAUUUCUGAUACCUGCGGCUGUCUUUGUUCAUUGCCAGGACAAACAAAACCCCCAGUGACCCCGCGCAAUCACCUAUUCAUCCACCGCGCUGGAGCGACAAAACUAGGACUACAGAUCAACAAACAACCCCCAGAGCUGUCCUGCCUGUCUCAUCACUUCGCGCAUGAUGCUUAAGGUAGGAUAUAAUCGCAUACGUUAUGUCUGAAUUCGAAGAUAGCCUCGGCGGCCUAGAGGGCCUUCACCGCGACCUCACUGCUCUCGUCUAUUCAAAACUUCCCGUCCUCGAACGCCUCACCGACCGCCUAGAAGCAUAUCUGGAUGAGUUCCAAACGUUGUUAGACAAAAAGCCACGAAACGACGCAAGCCGCAAGGAACUUGCUGCUGACAAGGUCAAGCUCGGCGAGGUGGAGUACAACCUGAACGAUGACUUCAAACAAAAUUCCCUAGACAUAGCUGAAGGGUUGGAUCUGGAUGAGAUCGAGGCAGCCAAACUCUUUCUUGAUGCCGAAAAACAAGCCAGGGACUUUGGCGACUCUCAAAUCAAGACCGCGUUCCUUCGAUUCCACAAACGUCGCGAGUACGUCGUUCUAUGCAUACGAAUAUUGAUGAAGGCUGUCAUGGAUAAUAAUGGAACUGAAUUGGAAGACCAUGAAAUCCUCUCCAAGGCCGUCCGCAUCAUCAUAGGACUCGGCAAUGGCACAGGCAAUGUCAAUUUUGGUCCUGCACAUGCAUUUUGGGACAAAUGCUUGAAGACAAUGCAGACAAUUGAAGCCCAGAUACAGCAAAAUCUCGAUCGGCUACAAAAAGCUCACAUUGUGGGAACGGUCGCCUCGUCCGAGCUUAUCGAAAUCAUCAAUCUACAGCAAGAUAGCUUAACCCGACAACACGAGCACCUUGCGGCUAUUUGCACCCACAUGGUCAAGCCCGGAUUCGCAAGCUUAGAGAAUUUCAAGACGUUGUUAUCCAGGCUGAAGACUCUAGACCGGCACGACAUCAUAACUAUUCACUACACACCCAUCGUCGUACGUUUGAUCUCAUGGAUCGCCGCCGAAGAAAAUGUCUCCACGCGAGAUGCGAGGGCACUUCAUCAGACACUUAUGGCGGGACGAGAGAGCGACAACUGGCUUCUGAGAAGUUUUCAUGCUGCUACCAUCACCUGGUGGCUCGCCGAGUACAGUGGUCGUUAUAUAGAUCCCAGCCAACAAGAUCCCGAUCUUCAGGGCAUCGAUCUCGAUAAAGAAGCCAAUGAGCGGUCCGAAGCAUUUCUCAAAGCCCUCGAUGACGGUGCAUUUCAUUUCAUUCUUUCCGUUAGCCAAGACAUGCGACCAGCAAAAGGCUACAAUCCAACCAAGACUAGCAUGAUUUCGUUGCUGCUGCAAGACACAGCUGUACUUCCCCCGGACUCUCCUCAACCUGAGCCUCUUUUUCCAAUCUUGGUUAUGGAGCAACAUCAAGUCUUCGUCGAUUCCUUUAUCACAAACAUGCCAGAUACACUGCGGAAGCUGAAGGUAGAAGAGGAUGACCAGAGGAAGCGCCUCCAGGUGAGCUUCCAAAGAACAACGGGUGACCAGCCAUUUCAUCUGGAGAGGUUCCUGGUCAUCGUAUCCUUCGCCUUCGACGGAUUCCCAGAGGCCGCAGAAGAGUUCUGGGCCGACAAAGAGAGCAACCUCUACGGAUUUCUGCAGUGGGCCGCGAAACGACAACCAACACCUCGCAUUGCUAUGUUUUGUGAGAUGUUGCGAGCAAUCUCUUGUGGAGAAGCCAAUUCAGAGUCAGCGCACCAAUUUCUACUGGAGGAAGGUACUUCUGCAUCCGGCAAAAUUCGACGGACGAGCUCCCUCAGCUACUCCCACAUUUUCCUUGAGCUGGUUGAGUUCCAAACCAAUUUACACGAACCAAAGAAGAACGUACAAGGAGCACUCUACCCGUCUGCGCCAAAUCCCGUCGAUCAGAUCGUAGAGCCUGAGAGCGCUAGCAUGUUGGAGAGUUACCUCCGCCUACUCUCCCAUCUUUGUCAACAAAAUGAGUCUGCUCGCAGCUACAUACUGAAUUACGGCGACUACAAUUUUGCGGCCAUCUGCUUUGGUCUUUGUGCCGAUAAUGGGGUGGCUGCCCUUCGAGCGUCUGCUUUCGACGCACUAGCUGCUCUGUUGAUCGGCAAGACUGUCGAACGCGGAGAUGCCAUGUGGUAUAAUCUAGAGGAAUGGGUCGCAAAUGGGUUCUAUGCUGCUGCAAAACAGUCUGGCGCUAUCAAUCCUGUUCCUCGGGAUGAAGUUUGGGCAACACUUGCUGAUGGAUACGACGAGUCGCUCGCUUUUAUCCGCUUGUUAGACCAUCUUGUUCAGCCGUGCGACGGCAACCCCGGGCUCAAUGAUACACUUCCGUUCCCAGAGAAUCUCGGUUCCUCGCGACGAAUGCCUGGUAUCGAAAAGUUCAUCGAUUUCGUCAUGUACGAUGUUUUCGCUGAACAUACUUUGGAAAUUCAGGACCCUGUGCAACAAAAUGUACUCAGAUGGCACUGCUUUCGCUUCAUGUUGACCUGUCUGACAACAUUCAACGAAAACCUGGUCAUCUUUGCGAACAAAUCAAGCAUACCCGUCGACUCGGUGAUAGGAACUUCAUCCCUCCAGUCAUAUGUCACCCUCCAUCCUUUCUCUCGUGUGAUGGAGUGGCUUUUCAACGACAAAGUCAUCAAGGCUCUAUUUGCUUCGUGCCGCUAUGACGUGAAAGUAGUCAAUGCUGCCGCGACGGAUUCGCCUUUAAUCGAAUCGUUGCUGCUCGGCAUUCAGGUCAUGGACUCGGUGAUGAAGUUACAGGCUACAUACUUAGACAUCGUUCGGCCAGUUCUCAAGCAACAAUCGUCUUUUCAGCGAUCACCAGUUUCUAACCUUUCGCUUACCUCGUUUGAGGAUGCCGUACUCAACAAUCUACAGGUCAUUGUGGAUCUCGGCCUAUAUUGCGGCACUGGACACGAAGAGCUUACCAUCAAAUCCCUUCUUCUGCUCAGGAAAUUUGCCUCUUCGCGGAAACUCGCCGUGUCUCCAGCAGGAUUCGGCCAGCGCUCAGGCCGCAGCAAGAUUGUUGGGAUUCUAGAGAGGGACAAUGAAGCUGAACAAAUCGGUCGUUUACUUGUAGACACGAUGCAGAUUCGCGAGGAAGAGUUCGAAUAUGGACCUGUUGCUCCGAGCUAUCGCAUCAAAAUCCACGUACUUGAUUUUCUCAACAGCUGUCUUGCCGCAGUGUCGACACGCCCAACACUUGCACAUAUCCUCCUCGGCUUCUCAUGCGAGAGUACGACAGUGCGAAUCGCAGAGGACGGCCUCUGGUCGAACGGGCAGUCGUUGUUCCAUGCUAUCCUCAUCAUAGCCGCCAAUUAUCCUGAGCAAGAUGGUAUCACUUUCGUUCCUUGGCAAUCGGAAAUCAAGGCGAGGGCUUGGGAAAUUCUCCAGAGGUUGUGGAGGUCCCGACUUACCAGUGCAAUUGUCAUGGAGGAGCUUAGAACCAACGAGCUUCUCUUCAUGCAUGCACCUAGUCUGCUGGCCGUGGAUGCAGGCACUCUCUGGGACGGGGUAUCUCUUGCACAGGCCGCAGAAGAACAAGCCGAUGUGGCUUUAUCAGACUUCUUCUCGGGGCCACCGGCUGCUGCUCUACAGCAUUUCCUCCAGCAACGCGCUGCGUUCCUUGACUAUGAGUCAAGAGAGUUGCGUUUGACAGUGAAGGAAAGUAUGCUUGGUCUCAAGUCCAGGAUACAGUCAGUACUUCUAGGGAUUACAAUUCGCCCUGGAGAGGAUCAGAUACCGAACCUGGACAUCUUUGAUUUAUUCGGCUUCACAGAUUUUAAUUUCCCGGAGCGACAUAUCCCUGAAAGUAAAUUAUUAGAGGGUAUAAGUCUCUCCAUCCUCCAAGAAGACGACGACGGCGUGGUUACAUACUCACUUCCUCUUGCUGAGCAAUUAUUCCUGCUUAGAAUCAAGGCUUGGAAAAAGGACGGGACCAUAAGGAGUGCAGAUGAGGAAACAGAAGCAAUUGUUGCUUCAGAUCAAAUGCUACUGAUCUUCGCCGAUUACAAUCGCCGUACUCAGCUUGCCCGUUACCAGAAAGAUAUCCUUCGAUCAUGGGUCCAGGUUCUGACAAUAGCCAUUCAGAGCGGAGAGUUUGAUGAAAAUGUUCGAACCUCUCUGAUUUUGCAAACAAUCCAGGUCAUUCUGCCCAAGCUGGAAAUGGCAUACAAUUAUGAUGCAUUCACGGCCUUGCAACUUGCUGGACUCGCCGAGACCUUGAUUCAAAAAGUAGAUUUUGAAUCUACAGCAUUUGAAAAGACUAGAACAGGGGAUUUCGCUAACGACCGCCUGUCGCAACUAUUUAGAGCGGCUUUGGUCGGCAUCUACUGUCCCGUUUCCAGCACUGAGCUUCGGGAAUUAUGCUAUCAGGUAGUUUUCCGGUACAUCCAAGGUACACUCGACAAAGCUGGCAAGGACUCUCCACUUUCACGUCAUAUUCUGAUCGUGGUAAAGAGCCUGGGUGGCCAUAUGCUAGAAAUUGUGUGCGACGAUGCAUAUGGGGGACAAGGAACAUGCAAAGUAUCCGCUCUUCUUGUCCUCAGUGCUUUAGUCGCGGUCGCUAUCCGCCAGGAGUCGAAAUAUGUUUUGGAGUCAUUCGUCUCUUUGAACUUCAUCGGCGUCCUUGUGGACAAUAUCAAACACAUUCCCGAUGAACUGAAGGCUGCACCUGCAUCUCAGACACCACUCCUGCUAUCUUAUUACGACGCUAGCUUGGCCCUUCUUCUUCGCAUUUGCCAGACACGCCUCGGAGCUGCGUACGUUCUCAAUGCGGGAUUCUUCCCUGCUAUCCGCGAAUCGAGAAUCUUCGACGUGGAUCCAGACAUCGGUCUAGAGUUUGAUAACCCCAAUGCACUACAUAGGUACUUUGAUCUUAUGCUCUCGAUUCUGCGCGUUAUCAACGCUGCCGUCAUUGCACGAGGUCGACAGAACGAGCAAACGAUUUUCCAAGCCCGUGAAUUCUUGAAAGAGAACCGGCAAAGCAUGGUAUCAAUAUUCAAGAGGAGUGUAAAUAUAGGUGCCAUCAAAGACGGCGUCAAUGAAGACUUGAGUGAUCUAGUCGAUUGCUGGACGGUUCUUGUGGAAAUAACAGGUUUCCUACAGUACGAGGAUACUUCGAGCUUGAAGAAGACCCGUCCAAAUGUCUUCUCGUAAACUAUAGCAUACUGGAUUGGAUUGAUAAUGCAAAAUGGGUUACGGAGCAUAUUGAAUCGCGACUAUGUCGCAUGUAGGAUUUCAGAAUAGUUGCUCCAAAGAGCAUCAGCAUAUACCAAUAAUAUUUUGACC